Cyprinodon tularosa is the source of this 4423-nucleotide messenger RNA. RefSeq names its product dystrophin related protein 2 (gene drp2). The record is from RefSeq and is a predicted model, not a curated record. Gene Ontology annotation, biological process: synaptic signaling. The transcript has 24 exons. Lineage: Eukaryota; Metazoa; Chordata; Actinopteri; Cyprinodontiformes; Cyprinodontidae. Gene Ontology annotation, molecular function: zinc ion binding; protein binding. Bases 225 to 2861 code for a protein of 878 amino acids. Gene Ontology annotation, cellular component: plasma membrane.
CAGGGGAGGUUUGAUGUGUCUUUGCAUUCUCUUCCAAGACUGGGUAAAUUAAGACAGGUCACCUGUGGUAAAGACGCAGCAAGCAGGCUGUUUAAGCUGCGGGGCGGCCUUCGUGGCCGGGAUGCCACUGUGUGCCAUGCCAGUCCACCGUGGACGGUGAGGGGCCAGAGGAAGGAAGCGAGUGCCGCAGACUGAUAGCAGUCAGCCCCCACCAAACAGGAGAGAUGAAUCUCUGCUGGAAUGAGAUCAAACGCAAGUCCCAUAACAUUCGGGCCCGGCUCGAAGCUUUCUCUGACAACAGCGGGAAGCUGCAGCUCUCCCUGCAGGAGAUCAUAGAAUGGCUGACAGCCAAGGAUGAGGAGCUAUCGGAGCAGCUGCCCAUAGGAGGUGACGUGGGGGCCGUCCAGCACCAGAGAGAGUUCCAUCAGGCAUUUAUGGAGGAUGUCAAAUCUCGUGGGCCCUUCAUCUACUCGGUUUUGGAGUCUGCCCAGGCGUUUCUGGCUCAGCACCCCUUCCAGGAGCCUGAGGAGACCCUGACCGACGGAAAAGAAGUGUCUCCACGGCGGCGGAUUUUGAAUGUGAGCCGAUCUGUGUGGAAGCAGGCGAAUGUGGCCAGCGACUUGUGGGAAAAACUAACAGCUCGCUGUGUGGACCGCCACAGGCACAUGGAGAGAACACUGGAGCACCUCUUGCAGAUCCAGGCAGCCAUGGAGGAGCUUGCAGGGGCCCUAGAGCAGGCAGAGGGUGUGAGAGAUGCCUGGGAGCCUGUUGGUGACCUCUUUAUAGACUCUCUGCAGGACCACAUUGAUGCCACCAAGUUAUUUAAGGAGGAACUCUCGCAGGUGAAGGAGGGCAUGAAGCAGGUCAAUGAGUUAGCCCACCAACUGGCAAUCUCGGAUGUCCAUUUGUCUAUGGAAAAUGCUCGUGCUCUGGAGCAUCUCAACAGCAGGUGGAAAGUGCUUCAGGGCUCCAUAGAGGAGCGGCUGAAGCAGCUCCAGGAUGCACACAGAGACUUUGGCCCCGGAUCGCAGCACUUCCUCUCCAGUUCAGUGCAGAUACCAUGGGAGCGUGCCAUCUCCCCAAACAAAGUGCCCUACUACAUUAACCAUCAGGCCCAGACGACAUGCUGGGACCAUCCAAAGAUGACAGAGCUGUACCAAGCACUGGCGGAUCUGAACAACAUCAAGUUCUCUGCAUACAGAACAGCUAUGAAGCUUCGCCGGGUUCAGAAGGCUUUAAGAUUGGAUUUGGUGGCGCUGAGCAGCCUGGUGGACGUGUUUCGGGAGCAGGAGCUGCAUCAGGGGGAGCACGUGAUGGAUGUUGUGGAGGUGAUUCAUGGCCUGACUGCCAUCUACGAGAGGUUGGAGGAGCAGAGGUCCAUUCUGGUCAACAUUCCUCUCUGCGUUGAUAUGUGCCUCAACUGGCUGCUCAAUGUUUAUGAUAGUCCUCGGAACGGCAAAAUGCGAGUUCUCAGCUUCAAGAUGGGACUGGUGAGCUUGUGCAAUGCAGACGUCCAAGAGAAGUACAAAUACUUGUUCCGCCAGGUGUCUGGUCCUGGAGGAGUGACAGACCAGCGUCACCUCAGCCUGCUGCUACACGAAGCCAUCCAGAUACCCCGUCAGCUCGGGGAAGUCGCAGCUUUCGGUGGCAGCAAUGUGGAGCCUAGCGUUCGAAGCUGCUUUCGCAUGGCCCCUGGGAAACCUGCCAUUGAAGUGUCUCAUUUCCUGGAAUGGAUGAGCCUGGAGCCUCAGUCAAUGGUUUGGCUGCCUGUCCUCCACCGUGUAGCUGCUGCAGAGUCCACUAAGCAUCAGGCCAAAUGCUAUGUCUGCAAACAAUGCCCCAUAAAAGGCUUCAGGUAUCGCAGUCUGAAGCAGUUCAAUGUGGACAUCUGCCAGACGUGUUUUCUAACUGGCCGCACAAGCAAGGGCAAGAAGCUGCACUAUCCCAUCAUGGAGUACUACACCCCAACUACUUCUGGAGAGAAGAUGAGGGACUUUGCCAAGACCCUGAAGAACAAGUUCAGGUCGAAGCAGUACUUUACAAAGCACCCGCAGAGAGGUUACUUGCCAGUGCAAUCGGUACUGGAAGCUGAGAGCUCAGAGACCCCCUGCUCCUCACCUAGGCUACCCCAUGCUGACACACACAGCAGGAUUGAACAUUACGCCAGCAGAUUGGCAGAAAUGGAGAAUCAAAAUUGUUCGUUUUUCACAGAUAGCCUGUCUCCAGAUGAGAGCCUGGAUGAAGAUCAGUACCUCCUGCGUCACUCCAGCCCAGCCUUGGACCAUGAUUCACCCUGCGGGCAGCAUAUGCUGUUGGCUCACCUGGAGCAUCAGGACAAGGAGCAGCUCCAAUGCACCCUGGCCCGUCUGGAAAACGAGAACAGGGUGCUGCAGAGUGAGUACAGGCGACUCAAGUGGAAGCACGAAGAGGCAGCAGCACUUCCCAUGCUAACUGAAGCUGGUGAGGGAGGCCCAGGAUCACCGACAGAAGGAGGAGCGCAGGAUGAAGAGCUGCUGGCCGAGGCACGGGUCCUGCGGCAACACAAAACACGCCUGGAGACUAGGAUGCAGAUCCUCGAGGACCACAACAAACAGCUGGAGUCCCAGCUGCGCAGGCUCAGGGAGCUUCUGCUACAGCCCAAAGAUGAUUCAGAGGCAAACGGAUCAGAGCUGUCGACCCUGUCCUCGCCAGUGUCAGGAGGGGGUCACCAGGGGGAGCCCCACAGCAGGGAGACCACCGACACAGAGGCAGCAGGAGACAGUCUGGAGCGUGAGCAGGACACAGUGCUGCAGCUUCAGGAGGUCAUUGAACAGCUGAGAAACGUCUUCCCCUCGGAACCGGGCACCACAUCACACAUCUAACCCUAUGAGUGCCCUAAAGAAUUAGAAUGAUGGCCUGGAACGAGGCAUGAGGUCAGACGUCGAGACGUCAAACCCUACAACUGCCGCAGCUGCAACAUUGAGAACUAACCCUCGUCUGAAGCGCUGUGCACUAAAAGCCUUUCUCUUGCAAACUGCCGAAGGCUGACGCUGAUGCCCUUUUUGGCCAGGCUGAGCUUUGUAGGUUAAGUGACAGCAUGUUAAGGAGCAAAGAGGAAUACAUUGUUAGCAGAAGGUGAGGUGGGGAAAAAAAAACCUUAACGUCCAACCAAGACACUGUGCUUACCAGUAAUUGUGUAGUCGUUUAAAGGUGUGAAGCUUUAUAUCAGUUCAGAGCACAAAAUCCAGAUGAAGAACUUCAAAAAUACAGAACUGAAUAAGAAGGGAUUCACUUGUGUUUUUUUACGUUUGAAUGUGAUAUUUGGGAUUUUUUUUAAGACAUUGUACGUAGGGUCUGCUUGCUGAUUUUAUAUCAUUUGAUAUAAGAGAUGCAAAUUGGAGCUGAGAACUCUCAGAAGAGCGCUUUUGUUUGUUUGUUUCCUUUAUGAGAAUGGUGCAUCUUCAGAUAAAUCCCUGAUCUAUUAAAGACUGCCCAAAGUGCCCGCUAGCACAGCGCCUCUGUUUGCACACACUGCGCUUCACUUCUAGCUCUGCUUGUCACUCUCCUAAGUGAGCCCCUCACACGUAUGCUGCUAUACAAACACCCUAUUCAGAUUCCACCUGCAUUCUGGUUAAAUACACAAAGAGCCCAUUGCAAAACUAAUAACAUGCUGUGCAAAAACAUGCACCCCAUAUACUCUUUCAUAGACCUGAGAGAUUGAUUUAUUUUUCCUCCAAUGAAUUCAGCAAAUUACAAGCCAAUUUGUAUUGUUCCUGGAAUUCUGUGUUAUUGAGGAAGCAUAUGCUGAUAUGUAUCACCAUGCGUCCCCCCCUCCCCGGGAUCUUAUUGUUUUCAUGCUGUGAGAAGAGAAAUUGACAGGAGCUCAAAGCUGAUGCCCUCCCCCUCUCCGCUAGGCCAAUUUAAAAAACAACAGGGGUCUAUACACUGUAAGGCUCACCACCAUAAUGCACUCUUUUAGCAUCAUUAUCCAUGACGAUCUUUUCACUCAAUGCAGUUUUAAAAUACUUAUAUAGAUUUGUAUGUGUUUUUUCUCUUUGAUAGCACAUAUUUACAUAUAUAAGGGAUAUGUGAAGAAUAACUUCAUUAUUUACACGUCUUAUAAGAAUAUUCAUAUACCUGGAACCAAUGUUGUAACAAAAAGAAACAAAACAUGUGCUUUAUUGGGAUUUUAUGUGGCAGAAGAACAUAAUAUAUUCCAUGAUAUUUAAUGGAAAAAUCUAUAGUAUUCAGGCUCUUUUACAUGCAAGGAAAUGGAAAAUGAUUAUGCACACAUUACGCAUACAUUAUCAGUGACUUUUAUUCCAAUACUUCCAAAAGGAAUCCAGUAAAUGUAAUGGCCUUCAGAGAUUAAAGGUGUAAUGGAGGAUUUUCACAAUUUUUUAAAAAGAUCCGCCCUCUCUAUUUAAAAAAAAAAAACUGCACA